AUGUGUUGCUCACCUUCUCAUCCCAUUCAGGUCGACGUGACCGAGAUCGCCAAGGACAUUGACGAGGCCACGGGGGACCUGCGCAGGCGCUAUCUGGAGUGCGAGGACUUGAUGGGAGGCGGAGAAAGCCCGGCACUGUCAGAGUUCUUGAAAUUGCACGAGAGGAGUGCGUCGAAGAAGGUGAAGGUGCACGGAGUUGACAGCGAAGGUGAAGCAGUGAUGCACAAGUACAAGCUACAUGAGAGGAAGAUUAAAGGGCACGAGUACGGCAGCACGUACACGGAGUGCGAGAAGCUGUGCGCGAAAUUCGCACAAGACAUAGUGGCCCAAGCCGCGGCACAGCGCGACCGCAAGACCCGAGAGUACCUGCACGGAUGCGCUGCUAUCUUCGACAACAAGCUCCCUGGCUUCGACCUGCAAGCAGUCGAGAAGGAGCUUGCCACGUGGGCUCCUAUCAUGGCGGUGCACCACGAGGAUGAGGGGUUUUUUCAAGGGCUGAAGAACUUCAUGGGUGUGGCUGAGUCCUCCAGGCGCCCGGCGAAGACUCCAGUCUUCGCUGCAGCAGAGAGGAAGCGCAAGAUGAAGGAGCUGGCGGACGACCAGGAACGGGAGAGGGUAGUGCGCGAGCUGGAGUGGGAUCGUGAUGAGUCAGAUGAGGACGACGAGGAGGAGGCCUAUGAUGAGGACCAGGCGCUGCUGGAUGACGACCCUUUCCGCGAGGAGGAUGAGGAGGAGGCCUAUGAUGAGGGCCAGGCGUUGGACGACGACCCUUUCCGCGAGGAGGAUGUGGAGGAGAUAGCCAUGGAUCAGCCUGAGAGUUAG
Molecule: messenger RNA, 822 nt
Organism: Closterium sp. Yama58-4
Lineage: Eukaryota; Viridiplantae; Streptophyta; Zygnematophyceae; Desmidiales; Closteriaceae
Source: the annotation of a GenBank genome assembly